Penaeus vannamei (Pacific white shrimp) is the source of this 864-nucleotide messenger RNA. The record is from RefSeq and is a predicted model, not a curated record. Lineage: Eukaryota; Metazoa; Arthropoda; Malacostraca; Decapoda; Penaeidae.
AUGUACCCUCCAACACCAGCGCUACUUGCUCCCCAUCCACCAAUGCUUCCCAUUCAUCCGCCUAUGUUAUCUCAUCCACCAAUGCUACCUAUGUUAGCUCCUCAUCCACCAAUGCUGCCUAUGUUAGCUCCUCAUCCUCCAAUGUUGCCUAUGUUAGCUCCUUAUCCACCAAUUGCUGCCUAUGUUAGCUCCUCAUCCUCCAAUGCUGCCUACGUUAGCUCCUCGUCCACCAAUGCUACCUAUGCACCUGCCUAUGUUAGCUCCUCAUCCACCAAUGCUUCCCAUCCCAUCGCCAUACUUCCUGCAACAAUGAUCCCAUCCAUGGUUCACGGGUCCUUAUUAGCGCCUCACCCACCGAUGGUGCCGUCGUUUGGUAAGGCGGAAGGCAUGGCACCAUUUCCACUGGCCCCGCUUACUGUGGUCCUGGCGGUCGGGUUCCUGGUCGACGCCGAGGCCAAACCGGCUCCCAGUCCCAUGGUUCUCCCUUAUGGCGUUCCCGACACUGUCCUGCCUGGCAUGCUCGGAGCCCCUGUGGCACAGCCAAUGUCUCCAAUGAUGUACCCUCCAACACCAGCGCUACUUGCUCCCCAUCCACCAAUGCUUCCCAUUCAUCGCCUAUGUUAUCUCAUCCACCAAUGCUACCUAUUUAGCUCCUCAUCCACCAAUGCUGCCUAUGUUAGCUCCUCAUCUCCAAUGCUGCCCGUUAGCUCCUCGUCCACCAAUGCUUCCUAUGCACCUGCCUAUGUUAGCUCCUCAUCACCCAAUGCUUCCCAUCCCAUCGCCAUACUUCCUGCACCAAUGAUCCCAUCCAUGGUUCACGGUCCGUUAUUAGCGCCUCACCCACGAUGUGCCGGCGUUUGGUAA